This is a messenger RNA of Cylicocyclus nassatus, 2904 nucleotides long. The record is from the annotation of a GenBank genome assembly. NCBI's taxonomy places the organism in Eukaryota, Metazoa, Nematoda, Chromadorea, Rhabditida, Strongylidae.
GUUCGAUUUUCAGAGGGUAAAUGACCGCGAAGGCACUGGCAGAUCCGUGCUUGAGGGCACUGAGGCUAGAGCAGUGGCUUGAGCAAGCUGAAAGCUUUCUUGCCCCUUAUUUGGAGAAGAAAGUCAUUGUUGUCGCAUUGGUAGGCAAAGAUUCUGUAAAUCGAGGUAAAGGAGAGGAUCUCAAUGAUUUUCUCCGAAUGGAUGUGUUUCCGCGCUGGACAACUGAAGAAAGUACAAUGUCUAUCGAAGCUUUUUACUGUGUGGAUACAAAUAUAGUCUAUCUGCUUGUGAAUGGUUAUGCGGAUUUCACAAACUUGCGACAAGUAUUGACCCCAAAUCCCGAGAAGAACUUCUUCGAAAGACUCGCUGAAAAAAGCAGCACUCGCUUUGAUAUUUCGCUCGCGGAUAUGCUAGCGAGUGUAAAUAAAUUAAGGAAGAAUGUCAGAGAAGAUAUCAGCGAAGUAUUAGAGGAAACCUCAAAAGAACCUGCUGAAUGGAUAAAAGAGGGACGAGUUGCUUGUCCUCGUAUAGUGUUUGCUUUCCAGCGAAAUAUCAUCCGCACUGAACUCGGUUAUGUGAAAAAGCGUGAAAUCUGCGACAAGCUGGAACACAGUCUGGAGUCUCAAAUUUACUCAGUGCUCAAGUGCUACAAGCUGGUCGAUCAGAUAGCUGGUGAUUCGUUUGGCUAUGUCCCUGAAAGCGAUGCAUAUGUCAAUGUUAUGCAGCCUGUAUCGGUCAACGUCAAUCCGCUAUCUGAUAUCCUGCAGAUUGCGCUUGGAGAGGACAUUACUGAAGAAGCCGAUGAAAAAUCGGAAAGGAUCCCCUCAUUCAGUCGAUUUCUUCGUAUGCAGCUAGAUGCAGUUCGCUCCGAAAAAUCGAGAAUUUAUGAGAUACCAAAACUGGAAUUGUGGAUCAAGUACGCAAAGGCAUUGGUAGAAAUCAUCAGCCCUAGCUCAGAGAUUGUCACUAAAAAGUUGCUGAAUCAGUAUGUGAAUAGGCAACUGCAGUUUAUGAGAAUGCUCAAUGCUAAGCAUGUAAAAGAAGCAAUAGCGAGAUAUACCGGUACGUCGCCCAGUUUUGGUAAAAAUAAACCGCUUACAGACAGAGGUCGAAAUCAAGUGUUUACGAAAGCCGAGCACGAUCACAAAGUUGCUCUUGCUAUAGCUUAUUUGGAUGCUGUGUUAGUUGGAGAUCGAGAUGAAGCAAUAGCGCAAGUGCGAGCCACUUGUGACAGUCUUUGGCAAGGAGGGAUGCGAGGUUGUGAGGAGAUCUCGAUGACAGGAAAUCGUUGCCAGUUAAAGGUGCAUGCUGCCAUUGGUGAUGCAUCCGUACCAUCCAGUGAAUGGGAAAUGCAUUCGAAUGACAUCACAUAUCUUUCCACAUGCUCUUGUGGCCGGCGUCAGGCAGUACGUAGGGAUCCUUUCACUCUCAAGGAAGCAAACUAUGACUUUUAUUUCGAAAACAAAAUCUUUUCAUGCUGUGCUGGACUGGAAAAACAUGUGUUUGCUGUGUUAGAGGAUGAUGAUACUGAUGCAGACAAGGGAGGAAUGUGGUCCGGUAAUGAGAAUUGGGAAGGUGAAGGCGCAGGCUCAAAUCCGCUUUUCCCUGUCCCUGCCGCUUUGAGAGAUAGGCAGAAUGCUGACGAUGAUUCUAACAGACCAGAAGGUGAUGAUGAAGAUGCCACAGAAAGCGAAACUGGCGAGGAUUCGGUAAGUAACGCAGAACCCGAAGUGAUUGAGAGUUCCUCACAAUCAUCGCAAGAUGAUGAUGUGCAUUAUCAAGACAUGAGAUCGUAUCUGGACGACGAGUCAGUUUCUUUCGUGAAAAAUCCCCACACCAAGCUUGAUGAAGCCGCGAUUGCAUUCGAAGCUCGUUUGAAGAAGCUGAGAGCAAAGCAGAUACCAUUCCUUGAAGGAGUGCCGCACUCGCUUUCUCCAAAGUUGCCACCUCUUUUCCCAUCGUGGACACUCACUUGUAUUGGACCGAACAGUUACUAUACGCAUUCUUAUGGUCUUCGUGACCAACCCAAUUUAAAGCUGGGUGGAGAGUAUCUGUAUCCUGUUAGUGUUCAAUUAGAAGUUGAUCCUGUUUCUUGGGAUCGCGACAUGCAGUACGUGCAAGCAGUUGAAGGAGUAUCGUCGCGACCUCCUCCGCGGAAACCAAGAAGGUUACCCGCGGAAAUAGAGAAAGUUAAACUCUUCGUCGGAAUGGAGUAUGAAUGUCCACGCGGUCAUCGCUUUUUUGUAGCAGAAAAUGGAGAACCGCUAAGGUUACCAAAGAACUCAAAUGCUAGAUCUGCGCUGAAUCGAGAAUCGGAUGAUGAGUUCUUGCACUGUGAUUUUCCACUGAGACGUCAGUGUACGUGCAGAAAACUACCUGUGCAAACAGCUCAACUUAUGCGAGUUCACGUCGUUACUCCUAAGGCGCCGAUAACAGUGACUAUCCAACCUUCUGUUGAGAUUCCUGGGCAGGAAGGCUGUUUUGGUACUGGUGAAGGACCGCUCCAGCUUUCGUGGGCAAGGUAUUACAUACUGCAACUACCUUUCAUAUACUCCGGACCAUCGGGAGUAUGGAUACCACCAGUAGGGGUCGAAAAAGUGGGUACAUUCAAGGGCGACGCUAUCCAAGUGAAAUACGUCCCGAUGCUGUCAAGGAGAUGAUUGUACAAGUGUCAGUUAGAGGAUUUCAUUUCAUCUGCUCCUAACCUGUGUCCCGGGACGCUGUAUGUCAGUGUUAACGAAUCCCGCUGGACUUACUAGGAGUCGACACUGUUAUGUUGUGAAUUGUUGCCGGUGUUCCGCUCACAUUAUUGUUUCUGUCGGGUCUGAUUUUUUUUUUCCUUCUGAAAAUUUUUGUGAUGUUGAUCUUAUCAUUCAUCAGAUGUAUAUAUAAUAUAUUUAUCCG